GGGUGAUCUCCCAACAAACAGCUGUUGCAGCUGCAGAGAGGAAAAAGGAGAAAGCUCAGGAGCAGCAGCAGCAAUCCGACCCCUGCAACAGCUUUACCAUGAACAUGUAUCUGUUUGUGUAUGACUUAGUGCAGUUCUGUGGACAUUCUUGGAUAUUUACAAAUAUGAUCAUCAGGUUCGUGACAUUUGGAAAAGAUUCACUGGCUGACACAUUUCACUCCAUAGGACUUGUAAUGCGCCUUUGCCAGUUGUUAUCUGUAUUGGAGAUCCUACACAUCCUCAUUGGCAUUGACAAAAGCCGUCUCCUCCCCAGGUUUUUGCAGAUCACUGAGAGAAUAAUUAUUUUAUUUGUCGUGAUCAACAGUCAGGAAGAAGUUCAAGGGAAAUAUGUCGUCUGUGUUUUAUUUUUCCUUUGGAAUUUAUUGGAUGUGGUCAGGUACACUUACAAUAUGCUGGCAAGGAUGGGCAUAUACUACCUACCACUAACAUGGCUCAACUUCUCAUUGUGCAUCCCACUUUAUCCCCUUUCAGUUCUGGCUAAAGGAUUUGCAAUUUGUGUAUCACUGCCUUAUUUUGAAUCCUUUGGCACAUACUCCAUCAAGCUACCAUUUCCAUUCACCUUCUCAAUCUAUUUCCCCUAUGUUCUGAAAAUGUACCUGCUAGUGCUCUUUGCAGGUAUGUGCUUUAUCAUCCGGAACCUCUUCUCUGAGAGAAUGGCACACCUAGGGACAGGCAACAUCAAAAACAAAAGAAGCUAAGUUAAUAUUUUGUUUGGAAGGACAAAAUACGUUUCUAGGGGAUUGCUGCACAUCAUAGUUAAAAACAAACUGGAAAGAUUUCUCAAUGCAAAACUCCUCUUUGCUUGAACUUUAUCUGGCUGUGCAGAAUUUUCAGAAAAGGCAGAUCUCUUGAAUGCACCUCAAAAAUACAGCAGCUUUUGAAAACUUUUGAAUGUUUUGACUUCAAGUGACCAGAGUUUUUUUAAUUAAUGGGUUUUUUUCUAAUAGAUAUUACAGAAUUCUGAAAAAAUUGAAGCAUGCCACAACUCACAGCCACACCCUUAUUUCAGUGUUAGUUCUUAUCUAUAGCUACAGAUAUUCUGUAAUGACAAUAUCAUUUAUUCUGUAAUGACAAUAUCAUUUAAUCUGUAAGAUUGCUUUAUACUAGGCCAGCCUGUAUAUACCUCACAUAUGAAUGAUAAAUUGGCUGGAACUGGAAUCUCUCAAGGAGUAGAAGUCAGAACCUUUGCAACUUAGAGACUAACAUGCUGAUUAACCCAGGCGUUCACUAAGGAUUCUUCACAUUCUGGUCCCAUCCUUCAGUUAUCAAAAGACGGUUCCAGAAAAUGCAGCUAAAUCAGAAAGGCAAGUGUUAAGGUACUUAUCUACUGUAUAUUCAAGGGGAUGUUUAAGAGUCAGAAAUAAACAUUUGUAAUCAUGUGUUUGGCAUGUCACUUUCUUCCCCCACAAUGAUUUUCUUCCAUGCUGAACAGCAGACAGAUAUGUGCAAAAGAAGGGUGAUGUAGUCAGGUCAAAUAAUAUGUUGUUCCUAAAAGGGAACUGAAUGACUGUCAAAAGCCAUGUGCAAAAUUCUAGGCAUUUUACUCAAUUGUAUUGCUCCUCAUACUUCUCUAGGAUAAACUGUGAGAGUGCAACUAGAACAUAGGCUUUUCAAAGGUUGUCAGUGAGGAAUAUACACAGCAACCCAGUGGAUUAUACAGGCAAGAAUAGCCAAAUAAUUCCUUAAAGACUGGCAGGAGCUUUUCUGAUGUUUCAUCUGUAUUGAUUAUCACUUACAUUUUAAUUCAAGCAUGUUAGGGAAAAAAGGGGUUUUUUUUUUUUUGAGGCUAUUUUUUUAGCUGACUGAAAACUGUGGGAAGGGAGCCUAGUUAAUAGGAGUAGGAGAAAAAGUAAUAUUUAAAGAGAAACUAAAUACUGUUAAAAGAUGAAGAGGCUUUUGCCUGUAUGACUUCUCCAACCAUGCAGCCUAAGAGGCUCUGUAAGGAAACAGAGAAGGUAAAUUAAUUUGUUACGAAAGGUCACCUGCUAUAAUUUCUAUUUAUUUAAUACAUGUGGCAGACAAUGCCUGCAGACUAUUUUCACCACCACAUAUUUACAGACCAUAAGGAACAAGAUCAUGCUUAGAAUAGUAUAGUGUCAGCCCUGGAUUAGUUUUUUUCAAACCACUGCAAACAGAAAUGGAACUUAGUAGAGAAACAGGAGUCUUUUUACUUUGGGCUUCUGUCUGACCCAAACUGAUUCAAGUGUGAACAGUGUUAAGAAACAUAUAGAGCAGCUGAGUAAGAUGACAAUUUUGAAGACAGCCAGAGUAAGUCCAUAUUAAACCACUAUAUAGCUUGCUAAAGUUGAACAUGAACAUUUUUUCCUUGGAAAUUCAAUCCAACAUGCCAGAAACAGCUGGUUUCAGCCAGUUCUAAAAUUGAGCCACUGCAGUACACUGCUGUGCCAAACAGCAAGGAUGACGGCAUGGCAUCUCUCUGAAAACUUAAGAAAAUGUAAGAAAUGUCACACAGCAGCUGCCAGAAAGAAAAGUAAAAAAAAGGUAAGAGAAACAGCUCUGUACAUUGACACCAAGGUCAGUGGAGAAGUAGAGGAAGAACUACUCUAGGCACGGCAGCAGAUUCCUCUGUAGGCCAUGAAGAAGGCCAUGGUGGACCAGGUUGUCCCUCUGCAACCCAUGGAGAAACGCACAAGAAGGAUAUCCACACGGCAGCCUGUGGAGGACCCCAGGCUGGGGCAGGUGGCUGUGCCCUGAGGGAAGCUGCAGCCCAUGGAGAGCCCACACAAGCAAAGAAGGAAGUGUGGCCCAUUAAGUACCCCUGCUGAGGUAGUCUUUUUCUAGUGGACUGUACCCCAUGGAAAGGACCUAUGCUAGAGCAGUGCUUGAAGAGCUGCAGCUUGUGAGAAGAAACCAUGAAGGACUGUGCCCCAUGGGAAGGACCCCAUGCUGUAUCAGAGCAACAGUGAGAAGACAAACAAGCAGCAGAGAUUAAGAUUUAUUACCUAAAUGCAAUCCCCACAACCACCUUAUACUGCCUGCGGAGGGAGUAGGUAGAAAAUGCAGGAAUGAAGGAGUAAAGUGAACCUAGGAAGAAGGGAGGCAUGGGGGGAGGUGAUUUUAAUUUUGCCUUUUUUUCUUUCCAUCCUACUCUAUUUUUAAUUGGCAAUAAAUUUUUCUUCCACAAGUUGAAUCUGUUUUUGUGACAGUGAAUAGUAAAUGGUCACUGUGUCUUUAUCUUGACCCAUGAACUUUCUCAUCCUAUUUUCUCCCUGUCCUGUUGAGGAGGAGGAGGGAGAUUGAAUGUUCUUCCCUGUUGAGGAGAUGGGGCUGAAUGGACAUCUGGAAGCCAGCUGAGGUCAAACCUAUCACAGAUAAAACCAUGUUUAUUGCUUUAUGUUAAAAAAGUUGUGUCUUGAGUCUUACAGCUGGGUAAAAGGCUGGAAUAGGAAAAGGAUUCUUUAAAAUUCACUAUGGAGAGGUCUCCCCAGUGUAAACCUCAUGAAAAAGGCAUGGAGCUCAUGACAGAAGACUUCCCCACCUCCUUUUGGUACAGAGGUAACUUGGGGCAGGCAGUUAAGAGACUGAGGCAGUCAGCCUUCCAUGUGUGACCACAAAAGACCACUGUAACUUCAGCUCCAAUGCCUCAUCUAAGUUCCUGGAAAAGCUAAGAACUGGGCAGGCAAAAAGAUGUUUGAGACAAUGGCUUUUAUGACAAUGAGUUGUACUUCAGUGAUUGUAGCCUCUUAGGAAGGGAUGGGAUCCACCUGUCUAAAAAGGGUAUGAGAAACUCUUGCAGCAGACUGGCGAGUUUGGUGAGAUGGGCUUUAAACUGUACGACUUGGCUGAGGUCCAAAGUGGCAAUUCUCAUGCCAUUGCUUCUUCCUGGGUAGUGGGCCAUGCCAACCAGAGUAAGCUUGGCUGCCUGAAGAUGAGAGUCUUAGGGCUAACCACAUCGAGAGUGUAUAUGGCUAUGGGGAAUCCUCUUACACUCCUCCUAGGAAACCUGGAUGCUCAACUGCCUCCCUGAGCUGCCUGUACACAAACGCACAGAGCACAGGGAAUAAACAAGAAAAACAGCAAUCUAUGUGUGGUCACAGAGUCAUGCUCUCACUGCAAUUUCGGAGACAUGGUGGGAUAGCUCACCACUGGAAUGUUGUCAUGGAUUCCUCUGUACGUUUUAGAAAGGACAGGUCAGCGAGGUGAGGUGGUGGAGCUGGUCUUUAUGUGAAAGAGCAUCAAGCUCUGCCCAGGGACAGACAAGGAGUUGAGAGCUUAUGGGUAAAAAUUAAGGGACAGCCUAAAAUGUGUGACACUGUUAUGGGUGUUUACUACAGGCCACCUGACUUGGACAAGGAAGUUGAUGAGGCCUUCUAUGGGCAACUGGAGAUGGGCCUUGAGAUCAUGGGCCCUGGUCCUCCUCUGAGAAUUCAACAAUCCUGAUAACUGUUGGAGGCACAAUGUGGCUCAGCACACAGUCCAGGAAGUUCCUGCAGAUACUGAAAGAGAACUUAUUAAUGCAAGUGGUGGAGGAGCCAAUGAGGAGAAGUGUGUUGCCCUCAAGAGGACCUUUCCCACUCCAAUAAUUCUGUGAUUCUCUGAACUUAAAUCUUUGUACCUUGAGAUACCAGCACUCCCAGAUCUCUUUAUAUAGGGCUGUUGUCCAGUGACUCCUCUACCCAUUUAGACUUGUAUCAGGAACCUUAUACCUGUACCAGACACAGAAUCCACCAUUUUAACUUGUUAAAUUUCAUGCCAAUAAUCAUAGUCAAAUCCUCAACUAUCCACCUCUUUCUGCAAGGUCUCUUGUCCCUCAAAAGUGAACAGCAACUUUCAAGUUUAGUAUUACCAGCGAACGUUGUGCAUUCAACUCCUGCCUCCAUGGAUAAAUACUUUGAACUGAACUGGCCCUAGAUUUGAAACCUGAGGAACACUGCAGAUGACUGUCAGCUCCCUGCACUACAACUCUUUGUAGUACCCCCUUCUGCCAGUUCUUUAACCAGCGCACCAUGAACCCACUCAUCUCACCACUGAACAGCUUGUUCAGACAGAUAUUUUAAGGGACAGUAUCAAAAGCUUCACUAGGUGGGUGGCUCUGUCAUAGAAGAGUACCAUAGAAGAGUAACAUAGGUGAGUUACUCAGGGCUUUCCCUUCGCAAACUCAUGUUGACUGUGCUUGAUGGUUGUAUUGUUCUUUAAAUGCCUUUCAGUAGUAUCCAGUGAUACUAUUGAUCUUGGUAAAUUUUCCCUGGUAAUGAAGUUAACACGUCUGCAGUUGUCUGUGUCUUUUCUUGCACCCUUCUGGUAAACUGGAUUAAUGUUGGCCAGCUUCUGAUCAGCAGGGAUCCCCCCAGACUCCCAAGAGAUAGCUCCUCCAGUGCUCUGGGAUGAAUCCCAUCAGGCUGCACGGACUUACAAAGAUGAAAUUGAUAAACCUGCUCAUUUACAGUUUCAGUGUCCAGAAAUGGAACGUCACUGCUACUUUUUGUUCUCUAACUGAGAGGACAGGUCAGACCAAUAGGUAUCAACGUUAUUGACUGGUGCAAAAGCAUUAUAAUGCCUCUGCCUUUUCCUCAUCAUUUUUUCAGGUUGACUACCUUCAUUAAGAAUUGGUUGAGUAUUUUCCUUAGAUCUCCUCUUGCUCUAAACGUACACAGAAUUUCUUUUCAGAUUUUCUUUUUUUUUUUAAUCUGACCCAACACUGGCCAGUUUCAACUCUGAGCUUUGGACUUUUGUGUUUUCUCCCUACACAUGGGAACCACAGCUCUGAAAUCAUCCUGUGAGGCCUGACCUCUCUUACAGAGAUCAUUCUUUUCUUUAUGAGUUCCAAGAGGAGUUCCCUGUUCAGCCAAGCUCCUCUUCUGCCCUUCUUGCUUGACUUUUGGCAUAGUGCACUGUGCUUCCUCCUGUGCUUCUAAAAGGUUGCUCUUAAAAAUGGACCAGCACUCAUGGAUCUCUAAGCCCUGAAAAUCAGAUUCCCAGAGGACUGCUAACUAGCUUCCUGAGCAGCUUAAGGUUUUCUAUUCUGAAAUCUAGGAUAGCAACUCUAACUUGCAUCUCAUUUACACCAAAAAAUUUAAACUCCUCAUUUAAACUCCAGAUUACUGUGGCCAAAACAGCCAUCUAAAAAUCCUAUCUUCUCCUUCCCUAUUCAAAAGCAGCAAGUUGGGGAUGGGGAGGGGCAGGGGGAGAGUUGGGGGGACAUCUUUGCUAGUUGUCUCAAUGAAUACUUGUGGCAAGAAAUUAUCUUCAACAUACUUCUAGAAUUUCUGAGACUUCCUUGUCACAGUUGCCUGGCAUUUCCAGUUGAUGUCCAGGAAACUGAAAUUUUCCAUAAGAACAAGGGCUACUGGUCCAGAGAUUUCUCCCCAUUGCCCAUAGAUUAAAUAAUCACUGCUAGCAUUGUGACUGAGUGAACAGCAGUAGACAUCUACAGUGACAUCUGCUUUGUUUUCCAUCUCCCUAAUUCUCACUCAGGGGCUUUCAACCACAUUAUUCCUAUCUGCAAGGAAUGACAGUAAAAACUGUGCCUUUCAAUGCAACUCCUUUGCCUUGCCUGCCUUGCCUAUUCCCUCCUACAGCCCUGCAGCCUAUAGCUCUGCAUGCCAGCACUCCAUGGAACUCAUUCUAUCAAGUUUUACUACUCCCAAUCUCAUACCUUUGUGAGCUGACAAACAGCCAACAUCCAACAUAAAUCUCCCCUGACACAACUUCAGGCCAUUCCCUCAGGUCCUGUCACUGGUCACCACAGAGAAGAGCUCAGUACCUGCCCCUCCUCUUCCCCUCACAAGGAAGUUGUAAUGGCAGUGAGGGCUCUCUGUCUCCUCUUCUCCAGGGCGAACAGACCAAGUGACCAAGAAGUCAGAGGAGAAUUUCUUGAACAGAGGAAACGUUAUCAGUCCUGAAAAUAAGAUAAUUCCUCUAGAUGUAUGGAAAUAUAAUUUCCUGAUCAAAAAUCAACAAUGCUCUUACCAGUACUGUUUUGAAAGAUAUGAGGGCACAGUGCCCAAUUAUAUUCAGUUAAUUUUUGUCUACUUCAGCAAGGAGGAUGGCUAAAUAUAAAAUCUCUUUAAAUACCUGUCUUGGCAAGAUUGCAAAGUGAAAAAGUCUCUAUUCCUUCAGAAAGAAAAAAGUAAUAAAUAAGUAGUAGGGGCUAAUCUACUUAAGAUGAUAAAUAUGGAAAGGAGUUGCUAUAUUGUCCCUUUUCCCUAGAGGCAGAGGAAAAACUCUCAUUAUGUGCAGAGAAGUGUCAAGGAGACAAGAACAGUUACAAGUGGAAAGAAAAUGGCAACUGUCCUGGAGCUGCCGAUACAACAGCCAUCAGGAUCAUCAACUCAUUUCUUUAUAAAGCAAUCUUUAUAAAGCCACUACAAACUUGACAUGCAUACCACCCCUCUUCAGAAAGCCUGCUCACACUAUAUAGUC
This is a messenger RNA of Motacilla alba alba, 7443 nucleotides long. RefSeq names its product 3-hydroxyacyl-CoA dehydratase 4 (gene HACD4). The record is from RefSeq and is a predicted model, not a curated record. Gene Ontology annotation, molecular function: 3-hydroxyacyl-CoA dehydratase activity. Gene Ontology annotation, biological process: very long-chain fatty acid biosynthetic process; sphingolipid biosynthetic process; fatty acid elongation. NCBI's taxonomy places the organism in Eukaryota, Metazoa, Chordata, Aves, Passeriformes, Motacillidae. The transcript is spliced from 7 exons. Gene Ontology annotation, cellular component: endoplasmic reticulum membrane. The coding region runs from base 99 to 758 and encodes 219 amino acids.